AAAAAUUCACGAAGUUCUAACCAAAUAUACAGCUUUUACAUAUUUUGGGAGAUUUCGGGCAGAAUUAAUACCUUACAAAUAACUGUUAACUUAAUUUCAAUGUUUACUGGCAUGCCUGGAUGUGGAAUUUAAUCAAUACCACAGGUGUGUGGAGAAAUGACUGAAUGAAAAUGAAUUCCAUACACUGAUCGGCUCACUGUGCACCUCUCUGCAGAUAUAGUAUGUAUGUAGGUGUACUUUUGUUUAUUGAGAUUUUCAAAGAGAAACAGGAGAGGAAAGCUUAUAAAAGCCGGCUAACUUUUGAACAUUUAUUUUCUGAUUAAUAGAACAGAUUAGAGUACUCUUUUUUUAACGCGCAAAACAAAAAAUGGUAGCACUUCAAACCAGAAAAAGUUUCUUUUACAUAUAUUAAAAAAGAUUAUCAAUAAAUAUAACGACUCGUUUUACCGAAAUAAUGAUCGCAUCAUAGAAAUUAUAUUACCAAUUAUUAUCGAUAUUAACUCUUAAUUGCAUUACCUACCUUACCUAGGUCAAGGUAACCCAAUGCAGACAUAAACAGUUCCAACUUCCAAUGCAAAUGUGAAAAACAAAUGAAAGAAUUGGCUGCACUCUUUUGUGAAAGGGAUAAACGAGGUUAUAGUUUCUAUGGUUUUUGGCGUAUUUUAUGAGGUCAUUUAGUCUAUUGGGGGUAAAAAAUCUUCAAAUCUUCUGACUGAAAUUGAUAUCAACCGAGGUGGAUUCUAAAAACUUUAAAAUUUGUUUCUUCUUUUUUUGUUUUCGAGUUAAGUUGUGGAUUGUGGUUUUAAAAAUAUGAUUAUUAUUUAACACAAAACAUUUCUCGGUUCACAUUUAUCACAUUUCUGCUUAUCCAUUCGUUGGCGUUCGCAUGUGGCACAGUUACCACACUUGGUUCUUAUUCGAAUGAAGGUUACUGAAAGGUUAAUUAUUAAAAAACAUAUGAUUGCCUGUAAACAAAUUUAAAUAUAAAUAUGUAUGUGUAUGUUUGCAUUGUCAUUGCUAACCCUCAGCAACUGAUUCUAGAAUGAUAUAUCUGAAUAGGGAUCUCAUUCCCUCAAUAGCGCCCAGCAGGAUGCUGCACCUUGCUGAGCCUUUGUGAGUUCGUGUGAAAGAUGGAAGGGCACAGUAGAUCUAAAGCCGCGGCGCAAGCCUCAAUUUAUUUCUAUUUUAUUCUAAGCACUGUGAAAUUUAAUUUCAAACAAAUUAGCACCAGUUACAAAAUAAGACUAAUCCAUUAGGGUAAGAUAAGAUUAUUGAUAAGAAAUACCAUUACUCAAAAAAUAUCGCAAAAAAUAUGUAUGUAUGUUUCUAAUAAUUUCCACUUUGGAACACCUCAAUCCUUCUGAUGUCCUAUGUAAAUGUUUGUAAGAUUUAUUUUUUGUUUUUUGCCAAUCGCCUUCAAAAUUUGCAAUAUUAAUUGGACUAAAUUCCUUUCCAUAUCAUAAUCAUAUUUUCCAUACAAAAAUACAAACACACAUGCUCGUAUUCGAAUUUUUACAAGCCAAGAGGAAGCAUUAAGCUAUUUCAUAACUUUUGGAAAUUGAAGCAAACAUUACGAAUUUCCUAUGAAAAAUAGCCACUAAUUACACAACCACAUGAACAUAUCUGUAAAUACAUUCACCUUAUUAAUAUAUACUUAUUCAAAUGUAUGCAUUGCUAAGUGCACCAAAUUACUUGAAAAGUUUUCCGAUGAAACCUUAACUAUGGUCAAUUGAAGAAUUUUUCUACAAAUGUUGUUGUGACAGCAAAAGAAAACUUUAUUUUGUCAUAUAAAUUAGUUAUUUGUUGGCAAAAUUAGAAUAAGAAUUUUGCAAAAUAUAGACACAAAUAAACAAAAUAAAUAAAUAUUUGCCGGCUUUUGAGGUUAAUCGUAUAUACAUAUAUAUGCACUUCAACGUCCAAAUUCGUAUCGCUUGCCGCUCGCACAUAGACCGAGAGCUUUUAUUGUGCAUAUCCAACUACUUGUACAUAUGUAUGUACGUACAUACUUAUAUUCCUAUGAAUACAUGCAUUUUCUCUUACAAUCCGUCAUAUACAAAGGCGACUAUAAAAGCCGCUCCACUUGGUAGCCGAAUUCAGUCUCUUACGACCGUCACAAGUGUAUUAUUCUAGUAGCAGGAAGACAUUCGCUAACAGCAAUUGGCUUUGUUCGCUGCUAUUAACAACAAAACAUUCAAGAACAAUAAGCAAGAAUUGUGCGUGAGUCAUUUUAACUUCUCGUCUACGAAGUCCACAUUUUUUCACACAACAAAAUGUCACAACCCGUCGUACAAAUGACAGCCGAACAGCUGCAGUCACUGAUCGAAUCGGUGCGUUUGGCAGCCGUUGCAGGUGCUAGCGCUGCAGCACCCGCCACUCUUCACAGCAAAGGCAGUUUCACAAACUGCACCAGCCGUUUUGGUGGCCAGCGCGAUCACGAAGCUGUUGAGGAGUUCAUAACCUCCAUUGUGACCUACAAGGAAAUCGAGUCGAUCAGCGACGAGGAUGCACUGAAGGGACUGUCUUUGUUGUUCUACGGACUGGCGUCCACUUGGUGGCAGGGCGUGCGUAAAGAAGCGAAAACCUGGGGAGAUGCCAUUGCGUUGAUUCGCGACCACUUCUCACCCACCAAACCCGCCUACCAGAUUUACUUGGAAAUUUUCGAGAACCAGCAACGGGACAAUGUACCCAUCGACACAUUUGUCUGUCAGAAGCGUGCGCUACUGGCACAACUGCCAGAGGGGCGUCACGACGAGGAAACCGAAUUGGAUUUAGUUUAUGGUUUGCUGAACAUCAAGUACCGUAAGAAUAUAUUGCGUCAGGACCUUAAAACAUUCCGUGAAUUGCUGGAGAAAGGUCGUAUAAUCGAACACAAUAACUUAGAGAGCGAAGCAGAGCAGAACGGGCCAAUGCGUGGCUCGAAGCGCACCAAGCGCUGUACACAUUGCAACUUCCGUGGUCACACGUUCGAGGAGUGUCGGAAGCGAAAAACUACCAACGAAGGCAAUGAAUAAGUACAAACCACAUACCACUGCAUCAGUUCCAUGAAUUAACCAGACAUUCACGCAUACAACAAAUCCAAUGACGGCAACCUGCGCACAAUACCAACAACCACAAUAAAACAAAUUGGACAAUGGCGUCAUCACUCAGUGAAGUCGCAGUCCGAGUAGCUUGCGCCGCAACCAAAUCACUAAAGCAAAACUUUAGCUCUCAUCAACGAAGCUAUGCAGCAGCGUCGAACUUUGGUGAAUUUGAUAUACAGCGGCAACAGCAGCACCCAUACUACUAAGUCUUAGUAUAAGUUUAAAUAUAUAGUUAUUGCGAACUGAGUUGCUCACAGUUCUCUUCGAUUCUAUUGGCCGUUCUGCAUUGGAAGACAAAGUCUUUGUCUAAAAAUUGGUUACUAUUUCCAAUAGAGGAGAAGAGAACAGUAGUCUCUUAGAUUCGUCAAAAUCAUUAUACCGCACGCUAUGUCUAACACGGCUCCACAUGGCUACGAACGCCAUUAACAAUAACUCACAAUUAGUGAUACCAAGAAUUUUGAAUCAAACUCGGUUCUUCGGAACCACAAUACCGAGUCACGCAUUUGAUCAGCUGUGCUUCAAUAAUAUUGGAAGCAGUUUGCCUCGCUUGACAUUUCAGACAAUAUUCGAGUUUCUUUCUUCAAUUGAAAUCUGCAAUGGUUUAUGCCCUUGUUUCGUUCAAGCGUUGAUUCGUGUGCAUGCUGUAACUACUGUGAUCUCCUCGGAAUCCCAGUUAUUCAACAUGUAUUAACGAAUUUCGGCUUUUUCAAACGAGUGUCAUUUGCCAUUGUUUUUCAAUCGAAGAAUGAAAUAUUUGAUUUGUUGUUUGAAUUUCUGAGUUCGAUGGCUGAUUGCUUCCUCUAUGAAAAUGGCUGUGAAGAUGAGUGACUCAAAACUCCGUUGCAUUUGUCUGCGGUUGACUGUGGUACAAACGCCUUCGAGUGAAAGCUUGAUUAGAGCAUGGCUUUGUAUUUGUUUCAUAUGGUUUGGCUCAGACCGACAUUUGGUAGACUCUUGGCCUAGCAUUUCGGUGUUGUUCCAAGAGUUCUAUCGGGUCAGUGUGUUUCAACCCAUAGUUAAAGAAAUGCACAGCUUUUCUAAUUCUGCGCUCAUCAGGAACUUGGCUUUUGAACUCUCUUACUCGCUCUCAAAUGCGGCAAAAAACCAACCGUUACACAUGGAAGUGCUGUCUGACAUUUUGUAUUCCGAAUUAAUAUUGUUGGGCUAUACGACGAACAUUGGUGUGUAAACUUUUGCCAAUCGCACUUCAGUGUGUAUUGCUUCGGAUUUAUACAUUGAGUGCGAGCGGUAUCUGGUGGAUCCGGUUUUGUUUUCGCAUCGUCUACAUACAAAUUCGGUUCUCAAGCGUGUUGACAGUGAUUCUGCGUGUGACAAAAAUACAAUUUGCAAAUUUUUUUAGCGAAUUUCAUAUAUAUUAUAUAUAUUAAAAUCGUACUGCUACCAAAUUGUACAACGAUGGCUAGACUGUCGCCAUUCGUACAAUUGGAACGCCAAAUUGAUGAUUUGCAUGUCAAGCUUGUUUAAAUAACAUUGACUGCAGCUUCAAGCGUAUGGCUCGCCACUCAAAAUGCAUUCAUGCAUUUACUCAAAUAAAAUGUCUAGGACUGAUCACACAUUUACCUCCGGAAUGGGAUGAUGAUCUUAGCCUCUGUAGAAACCUCAGAUAUUGCUCAUGUGAUAUUGAUAUCCGCAGUGUUGAACAGCAUCAUCACGUGAGUGGGAACUACCAACCGGCCAUUUGCCGAGAGCGCCGAAUUUCGGAGGACCCGGCCCAUAAUUCGGUUUAAAUGGGGUUGGUGGUCUCACUUGCUAAUAGUUUAGCAAAAGCACUGCCACAUAAAUUCAAAAUAUCAAACAUUUCACAGUAUGAGAAAUACAUCUUAAUAUAAAUAUUAUCAUAAGUACCUAAAUCUUUGUUAAUAUUAGCAAUAAGUUUUGCCUAAAAACAAAAAAAAAAA
Molecule: messenger RNA, 4999 nt
Organism: Bactrocera oleae (olive fruit fly)
Lineage: Eukaryota; Metazoa; Arthropoda; Insecta; Diptera; Tephritidae
Product: activity-regulated cytoskeleton associated protein 1
Source: RefSeq, a predicted model, not a curated record